This is a messenger RNA of Physcomitrium patens, 1719 nucleotides long. The record is from RefSeq and is a predicted model, not a curated record. Lineage: Eukaryota; Viridiplantae; Streptophyta; Bryopsida; Funariales; Funariaceae.
GUGUUAGUUUCCUUGCAUUGUGAACUCCGUGGGGUGGGUGAGUGAUUCCUCUCUCAGCUUCAGCCAGCCAGCCUUGCUGCGCCUCUCUCUCUCUCUCUCUCUCUCACGCACACUCACUUACUCACACACUCACUGCUUGGAUCGUCAGCUGGGAACCCACUUCCAAUUCCACACUGUUCUGCAUUUUUUGAGGUUUUGUUUCGGGAAAGCAUGCACCUCUGUGAGCAAUGGGAGCAUGAAAUCUGUGAUUCGAUUGCUUUGGGUGGCCCUGUUCGUUGCCGUAAUUUUGAAGUGGCGGUGUGCUCAUGGCUGCAAGCACCAUGAGAGCUUUAGUUUGCCGCAAGCUGGGUGAUCCCACUCUACCGUUUUCCGACACAUCCCCCAUCUACGUAGAGGAGAACUUCCCCAAGCCGAAGCUGUCUUCUCCUACUUCUGUGCGUGUGAAGGUCUUCGCAUCCAGUCUGAAUUUCGCAACCGGUUUGCAAAUCGAGGGAAAAUACCAGGAGAAGCCUCCUUUGCCCUACGUCCCUGGAGAAGAUUUCUCCGGGACAGUUCUGGAAGUGGGUGAUCGUGUGACUAAAGUGAAAGUAGGAGAUGCUGUUUGUGGGGCUGCAACGGGUGGGGCUUAUGCUGCGGAGAUCGUCAUUGAUGCAUCCUUGGUGUUUAAGGUGCCCAAUGGAUGCGACCUCCUGCAGGCUGGUGGGCUUCCGAUUGCGUUUGGUACAUCCCAUGUAGGAUUGGUGCAUCGUGCGAAUCUUCAAGCAGGCCAGGUGCUUUUGGUGCUGGGCGCAGCAGGGGGAGUGGGAUUAUCCGCUGUGCAGAUUGGCAAACUUUUGGGUGCGGUUGUAAUUGGUGUUGCUAGGGGCCACGAUAAAGCAGAGCUGCUAAAAGCAUAUGGAGUUGAUCUUGUUGUGGAUCCCAAAGAUGGUGGGCUCAUCAACACCGUAAAAGCAUUCCUGAAGUCCCGAAAGCUCAGAGGCGUAGAUGUUCUUUAUGAUCCGGUUGGUGGGAAGCUCUUCAAAGACAGCAUGAAGCUUUUGAGCUGGGGAGCUCACAUUGUCAUCAUCGGGUUUACGAGUGGUGAAAUCCCCAGCAUUCCUGCUAACAUUUUACUCGUUAAGAACUUGACUGUUCAUGGCUUGUACUGGGGAAGCUACACUCGAUUCAACCCACAAGUUAUGCAAGACUCUAUGGAAGCCUUGCUUGGGUAUUUGACAAACGGCAGUCUGCGCGUCCACAUUUCUCACACGUUCUCGAUCGAUGAGGCCAACAAAGCCUUUGCAUUGUUGAAGCAACGUGAAGUAAAGGGAAAAGUGAUGAUAUUACCUGGAGGGAGUUCUUCCAGCCCUGCAUCAAAACUGUAGGAAUUCUUCUCAACCUACGCAUCUGCUCAACAGUAGUAACAUAAAACUGAAUGUUUAUAGAAAUUGCUUCGAGCAGUCUUCUGUCAUUUUCCACGACAGGAAAGCUUUGGGUUGUAAUCCUCAAGUAUAUAUUUCUCACGCUAAGCAUGGAGAACAUUAAGGUAGGCCUAUUCACCUUGGAGAGACUAAUUUGCAAUUCAAUCUAGAAUAACAAAUAAUUCGAGAAUGGGAAUUUAGGUGAAUCAUAUGUAUGCUAACUUUGAAGUGCCAUAAAAUUGGGAAAAUGAAUAAGUAAAUAAAUAAAAAUUAUACAUAUGAUUUACUGUAAUAGCUAUCAUUAAAUAAUUUUAAUGCA